Leptidea sinapis is the source of this 2794-nucleotide messenger RNA. It is a transcript of the gene Arp10, whose product is annotated as actin-related protein 10. Bases 178 to 1305 code for a protein of 375 amino acids. Gene Ontology annotation, biological process: retrograde axonal transport of mitochondrion. The transcript is spliced from 7 exons. The record is from RefSeq and is a predicted model, not a curated record. Lineage: Eukaryota; Metazoa; Arthropoda; Insecta; Lepidoptera; Pieridae.
AAAUACCUACCUACUUAUCUGUAUACUGUAUAGUAAAUAAUAACAUGGUAAAUAGCAAUAUAAUGUCCAUUAUUAAAUAUUUUCGGAGCAUUACAAUAAAAAUUUACGAUUAAGUAUUUUAUUUUAAGAAAAUAUACCAAGUUUUGAAUAUAGUCGAAACAAAAUAAGUGGUAAAUAAUGGCACUAUACGAAGGAAUCGCACUGAUACAAGAAAAACAAGCUGUAGUUUUAGAUCUGGGAACCGAUUAUACCAAGUUUGGGUUCACGAGUGAAGCAGCCCCUCGCUGUAUAAUUCCAUCCCAGUACUGGUGUCCAUCAGAGAGACGACACAAGCGGGUGCACGACUACAGCAGCACGGAGGAGCUGUAUGACAACCUGGUGCACAUGCUGCAUCUGCUAUAUUUCAGACAUGCCCUGGUGAAUCCUAAAGAACGCAAGGUGGUGGUUGUGGAGUCCCUGCUCACCACCACACAGUUCCGAGAAACACUCGCUAAAGUACUCUACGUGCACUACGAGGUGUCGGGGGUGACGUGGUGGGACAGCGCCAGGCUCGUCGCCAUAACUCUGGGAGCCCCCAUCGUGCUGGUGGUGGACAUCGGAGCCGUCAACGUCGAGGUGGUCCCUGUGGUGCACGGCCUGGUGGUGCUGCAUGCCAUGGAGUCAGAGCCGCUCGGGACGAGCGCCGUGCACCGCGAGCUGGCACGCCUGCUGCAGGAGGAGCACGGACCGGAACUGGUGCUGGAGCCAGCUGAGCUCGAGGACAUCACAGUGCGAGCGUGCUUCGUGCCGUCGCGCACGUUGGCCGAGCGGUUGAGCGGCGGGCGGGAGACGGUGCGAGAUGUGAUGUACCCGCGGGCAGCGGGGGCGCUGCGCGUCAGUGGGGAAGUACGAGCCGCCGUCGCCAACGUGCUGUGGGAGCGCGACCACGAGCAGUGCUCUUUGCCCGACCUGGUGCUGCGCGCGCUACGCCGGAGCCCCGUGGACGUGCGACGCGCGCUGGCUGCAAGCGUGUGCGUGGUGGGGGGCGGUGCCUCUUUGCCCGGACUGCGCGCGCGACUGUCGCAGGAGCUAACCCACCUACUGACCCAGCCACCUUACAAGGACAGCUUAAACAUUGAAGAGAUGCGGUUCCACGUGCUGGCGUGUCCGGGCAACAUCGCGGCGUGGACGGGCGGCAGUGUGGCGGGCGCGGCCGACGGAGGCGGGCGCGCGCUCUCCCGCGAGAUGUACCUACGCGACCGGCGGCUAAGGGACUGGCCCUGCCUGCUGCACAACACGCCGCCCGAGCACCCGCACUGGGGCUAGUGUCACGUGGCGCUCCUCCCCGGGACUGGCCCUGCCUGCUGCACAACACGCCGCCCGAGCACCCGCACUGGGGCUAGUGUCACGUGGCGCUCCUCCCCGGGACUGGCCCUGCCUGCUGCACAACACGCCGCCCGAGCACCCGCACUGGGGCUAGUGUCACGUGGCGCUCCUCCCCGGGACUGGCCCUGCCUGCUGCACAACACGCCGCCCGAGCACCCGCACUGGGGCUAGUGUCACGUGGCGCUCCUCCCCGGGACUGGCCCUGCCUGCUGCACAACACGCCGCCCGAGCACCCGCACUGGGGCUAGUGUCACGUGGCGCUCCUCCCCGGGACUGGCCCUGCCUGCUGCACAACACGCCGCCCGAGCACCCGCACUGGGGCUAGUGUCACGUGGCGCUCCUCCCCGGGACUGGCCCUGCCUGCUGCACAACACGCCGCCCGAGCACCCGCACUGGGGCUAGUGUCACGUGGCGCUCCUCCCCGGGACUGGCCCUGCCUGCUGCACAACACGCCGCCCGAGCACCCGCACUGGGGCUAGUGUCACGUGGCGCUCCUCCCCGGGACUGGCCCUGCCUGCUGCACAACACGCCGCCCGAGCACCCGCACUGGGGCUAGUGUCACGUGGCGCUCCUCCCCGGGACUGGCCCUGCCUGCUGCACAACACGCCGCCCGAGCACCCGCACUGGGGCUAGUGUCACGUGGCGCUCCUCCCCGGGACUGGCCCUGCCUGCUGCACAACACGCCGCCCGAGCACCCGCACUGGGGCUAGUGUCACGUGGCGCUCCUCCCCGGGACUGGCCCUGCCUGCUGCACAACACGCCGCCCGAGCACCCGCACUGGGGCUAGUGUCACGUGGCGCUCCUCCCCGGGACUGGCCCUGCCUGCUGCACAACACGCCGCCCGAGCACCCGCACUGGGGCUAGUGUCACGUGGCGCUCCUCCCCGGGACUGGCCCUGCCUGCUGCACAACACGCCGCCCGAGCACCCGCACUGGGGCUAGUGUCACGUGGCGCUCCUCCCCGGGACUGGCCCUGCCUGCUGCACAACACGCCGCCCGAGCACCCGCACUGGGGCUAGUGUCACGUGGCGCUCCUCCCCGGGACUGGCCCUGCCUGCUGCACAACACGCCGCCCGAGCACCCGCACUGGGGCUAGUGUCACGUGGCGCUCCUCCCCGGGACUGGCCCUGCCUGCUGCACAACACGCCGCCCGAGCACCCGCACUGGGGCUAGUGUCACGUGGCGCUCCUCCCCGGGACUGGCCCUGCCUGCUGCACAACACGCCGCCCGAGCACCCGCACUGGGGCUAGUGCUCACUACAUUCAAUAUAAGUUAUUAAUUAUUUACUUAUUGUAAUAAAACCGUACAAAAACUGUGAUUAAUGGUCUUUUGCACAUUAUAUAUAAUCAACUAUCUGUAUAAAGAUCAACUUAAUCAAACAUUACUUAUAACCGUGGUGCUGAUAUUAUAAUAAAUACGUAAUUAUCGUU